Molecule: messenger RNA, 964 nt
Organism: Spodoptera litura
Lineage: Eukaryota; Metazoa; Arthropoda; Insecta; Lepidoptera; Noctuidae
Biological process (GO): regulation of transcription by RNA polymerase II
Molecular function (GO): RNA polymerase II transcription regulatory region sequence-specific DNA binding; DNA-binding transcription factor activity, RNA polymerase II-specific
Source: RefSeq, a predicted model, not a curated record
AUGGCUGGUCCUUACCUAUCUCCUUUACCAGGAGAUUUGCUAACGGAAUACAUGUUUGGAAGACGUCGUCAGCGACGGAACCGCACGACGUUCACACCGCAGCAGCUCAGCGAACUGGAGUCCUUGUUCCAGAAGACGCAUUACCCUGACGUGUUCUUGAGGGAGGAGGUGGCGCUCAGGAUCAGCUUGUCUGAAGCUAGAGUUCAAGUAUGGUUUCAAAACCGGCGUGCGAAGUGGCGUAAGCAGGCACGCCUGCAGCUGCUGCAAGAUGCGUGGCGGAUGAGGUGCCUCGGACUAGGAUCGCCACCAUUACCAUUGUCAGGUCACGGUAAACCCGACUCUUCACCAGAAGCUUCAGAGUCACCCAACGACAAGGACUCUCCCGAGCCACCAGGAGCCAACGAGAACCGCGAAUUGAAGUCACCUCGUCAGGACCCAUAUCUUCAUAACACAAAUAUGGAACAGCUCCAAGCAGUCAACCCAAACGUUCACGAGCUUCCACCGAUGCCAUAUAAUGAAGACGGGAGGAUGUUGCAGCAACCGUUUACCUUUCCUCCAAUGAUGAUGCCACAGCCAAUAGAACCAGAAGUCCCAACAGACUUGAGGGUGAUGUCGAAGCCUAGCCCUUGUCCUUGUGGAACCUCCGUAGAUCAACCACAGAACCUCGCGUAUCGUCAACAAAGUCAUGAUAAGGACAGCGACAGUGACACGGAUACAGAAAUAGAUCUUACAUCUCACUCUAAAGAUGAUGAUAUACGGGAAUCAGAAAGGCUGGCAAAUAGAAUUGCGACCAGCAUCUUCCGAAGUGAAACAGUUCUAAAUGAAAUGAUGCCUAAUGAUCUCAGUUUAGCUACUAAGAGUAAUGAUAGGGUUAGAAGUAACGUCUCAAUCUAAUUGGGCGGCCAUUUUGAUUUACGUUUUGAAAUAGCAGAAUGUAGUUUUGUUGUAAGAAGUAUUUAAAUAU